Molecule: messenger RNA, 1523 nt
Organism: Leguminivora glycinivorella
Lineage: Eukaryota; Metazoa; Arthropoda; Insecta; Lepidoptera; Tortricidae
Product: cytochrome P450 6B5-like
Exons: 2
Coding region: 1-1509 (502 amino acids)
Molecular function (GO): oxidoreductase activity, acting on paired donors, with incorporation or reduction of molecular oxygen; monooxygenase activity; iron ion binding
Source: RefSeq, a predicted model, not a curated record
AUGGUGCCAAUAAUUUUAACGAUAUUUUUUGUCAUUGGUUCCUUCUUGUACUGCCAUUUCACAAAAUACAAUAAUUAUUGGAAUGAACGAAAUAUUAUUGGCCCAAAACCGACUUUCUUCUUCGGAAAUUUAAAGGAUACAAUGCUUAGAAGAAAACCAUUUGGCCAUGUAUUAAAGGAUAUCUACGAUAUGUAUCCGAAAGAAAAAGUGGUAGGAAUAUUCGUGAUGAGGUCCCCAGAACUUUUAAUCAGGGAUUUAGAUGUGAUAAAAAAUAUACUAAUAAAAGACUUCGAUACUUUCCCGAACCGUGGCUUUGAGUUCAAAACAACUGGUUUUGGAGCGAAUUUGUUUCAUGGUAAUGGUGAGACCUGGCGACUGUUAAGAAGCCGUUUCUCUCCGCUUUUUACUCCAGGAAAGCUAAAGAAUAUGAUGCACCUUUUAAGUGAGUGCGGGGACAAAUUUGUGGAUUAUGUAGCCCGGAUCACAAAGUCUAAUCCAGAGCAAGAAGCCCACACAAUGACACAAAAGUAUACACUAGCUGCUAUUGCCGCUUGCGCAUUUGGCAUUGAUAUUGACACUUUUAACUAUGAGUACGAAAAACUUCGUAGGAUCGACCGUAAAAUAUUUACCAUACACAUCACUCGUGAGCUGGAGAUGAUGUAUCCUGGCAUUUUAAAGAAAUAUGGAGGCUCGCUUUUUCCAAAAGAAGUUAUCACAUUUUUUAUCGAUUUGGUGAAAGACGUCACUGAAAAAAGAAAUGGUAAACCUACCGAUAGAAACGAUUUCAUGGAUUUAAUUUUAAAAAUGAGAGGAGAUAACGUAAUUUCUGGACCAAUAAAGAAAAACAAUGACAUUGAGACGAGUUUAGAACUAACUGAUGAGGUGAUAGCGGCACAGGCAUUUAGUUUUUACGCUGGGGGUUAUGAAACCAGUGCGUCUACAAUGGGAUUCUUGCUGUACGAGUUAGCUCUAAACCCACAAAUUCAAGACAAGGUGGUGGCCGAAAUAAAAGACGUAGUAAAGAAACAUAACGGCGAACUGACCCUACAAGCUGUUUCAGAUUUAUCUUACAUGGGCCAAGUCUUCGAUGAGACAUUGAGAAAGUAUCCGAUUGUUUCUGAUCUAAGAAGAAAAGCUAACAGCGCCUAUACGAUACCCGGGACUGAUAUAGCAAUAGAGAAAAACCUGUUGAUUAAAAUAUCAGUUCUUGGUAUCCAUUAUGACAAGAAAAUAUACCCUAACCCUGAAAAGUUUGACCCAGAGAGAUUUUCUCCAGAGGUCGCGGCAGCGAGGCAUUCGUGUGCGUAUUUGCCUUUUGGACUUGGACCUAGAAACUGCAUCGGGUACCGUUUCGCACAGCUACAAUCGCGUGUGUGUUUAGCGAAGCUGUUGUCUCAUUUUCGGGUGGAACCGUCGAAGAACACGCCCCGUCAAUUCCAGUACGACCCUCGACGUAUUGUGUUGUACCCCAUUGGCGGUGUAAAGUUAAAUUUCGUUAAAAGACAUUGAUAUAUGUCGACGAC